Sycon ciliatum is the source of this 1712-nucleotide messenger RNA. RefSeq names its product superkiller complex protein 8-like. NCBI's taxonomy places the organism in Eukaryota, Metazoa, Porifera, Calcarea, Leucosolenida, Sycettidae. Gene Ontology annotation, molecular function: protein binding. The transcript is spliced from 11 exons. Gene Ontology annotation, cellular component: Cdc73/Paf1 complex. Bases 288 to 1199 code for a protein of 303 amino acids. The record is from RefSeq and is a predicted model, not a curated record.
UACUGACAGUAUACAUUUUGAGUUUACUUCACUUUGGUAUCAACAAAUGCAUUUGUUUGAAUUAUUUGAGCUCUAGAUCCGCGUUGCUUUGCAAUUCAGAUUUCUUGUACAUGAUUGUGUUCCUGAUGAGAACAGACGUAGUGUACUGCUAGUUUUUUCCCCGAAAAGAACAGCCAAGAACAAACAGAAAUUGUGGCUGAAUAGAUCAAUUACGUUGUGUUGCACAAUAAAACUUCAGGCCGAGUCUUUGGCGUGCUGUAAAUCUGUCUGUGGUCUAAGGCGGUGAAAUGUUCAGCGUUGAGUCUAAAAAGCAAGCAGCUCAUAAUGAUAGCAUAUGGAGUGUAGCUUGGCAAAAGAGUGUACGAGACAACUGUGACUAUGUCGUGACUGGAUCAGUGGAUGACAAAGUCAAGUGCUGGCAGUGGAAAGGCAAUGACCUAGUGCUGCGGCAUUCCUGUGAAGGGCAUCAGCUAGGUGUUGUGUCGGUCGUCAUCAAUCAUUCUGGAACAGUCUGUGCUAGCAGUUCACUGGAUUGCUUCAUCAGACUGUGGGAUUUGGAGAGUGGAAAGCAGAUUAAAGCUAUCAAUGCUGGACCAUCGGAAUUAUGGACCCUGGCUUUCUCUCCUGAUGGCCGCUUUCUGGCCAGCGGCAGUCAUUCGGGCAAUAUCAACUUGUUUGGUGUAGAGAGCGGUCAACGGGAAACUUCACUUGAUACACGCGGCAAGUUCAUUAUGAGUGUGGCUUAUAGUCCUGAUGCUCGUUUGCUGGCAUCGGGUGCAGUAGAUGGCCAGGUCAAUCUCUUUGACAUGGGUACUGGACGCUUGCUGCACACGCUGUCCGGACACUCUAUGUCAGUGCGGUCACUUGCAUUCUCUCCGGACUCCAAGACUCUAGCCACUGCAUCGGAUGAUGGAUAUGUCAAACUCUAUGAUGUGCAAAAUGCAACGCUGAGCGCAUCCAUCUCAGCACACAGUUCCUGGGUACUCGGUGUUCAGUUUCAUCCAGAUAACCUACACUUUGCUACCAGCUCUAGUGACAAAACAGUGAAGAUCUGGGACAUGAGCACCAAGAAAUGCUUGCACACCUUCCAGGAACAUUCAGAACAGGUAUGGGGUAUUGCCUUCAAUGAUACUGGCGACAAGCUGGUCUCGGUGUCUGACGAUCGGUCAGCUCUUGUGUACAAUUGCCCAUUGGUCUGAUCGCUACCAUCGCUCUGAGUUUGUUCACGAGCGUGAUUCUUAGCUCGGCCCCUCCACGUGCUGGGCAGUGUUCUGUUCUGCUCUGCGUCCUGCGCAAGGAGUGAUGUGCAGGCUUUCAUCAUCUUCUCCGCCGCCUUGCUCAGCACAGUAUCCUGCACAGACCCCGUACAGACGCACCAUGCCACUCGCUCGCAUACAGCUCCUAUCUUGUGUUGGUCUUGCCUGGGCCCAUGCUGUCCCGUCCAUGAUCAUGAGAGCAAGUGAAGCACUUGACUAAACUUCUCUGUUCUUGUUGAAAGAAGCCUGAUCUGUGUACAUACUCUCUUUGUUGGUGGAAAUUAUCAUUGUUAAAUUCAACUUUAGGUACAUGCAUUGCAUGGGUCCUUCAAAACAUGAAAAUCAUACUACUUUUGUCAACUAGGCAUUUUGACUUUUAUAUUUGCUUAUUUCAUCGCUUUCUCUAUUGUUUCUGGCUAUGCUGAAGAAAAUGUCCUGUUCUGCAAUGGCUAUUCA